This is a messenger RNA of Puma concolor (puma), 2078 nucleotides long. The record is from RefSeq and is a predicted model, not a curated record. Lineage: Eukaryota; Metazoa; Chordata; Mammalia; Carnivora; Felidae.
UGGUGCCUGAGCAUCUAGGCAGUUCUUCAGUCAUCAUGGGUAUCCGAGGACUAAUGAGUUUUGUAGAAGAUCAUAGUAAUGAGUUCUUCACUGAUUUGAAGGUGCGGGACACAAAAAUUGUCAUUGACGGCUAUGCUCUCUUCCACCGGCUUUGCUUCAACUCAAACUUGGAACUUCGAUAUGGAGGGGACUAUGACUCUUUUGCAGAUGUUGUACAAAAAUUCUUUGAAUCACUGUUUGCUUGUAAUAUCUGUCCAUAUGUUGUGUUAGACGGAGGAUGUGACAUUUCAGAUAAAAAGCUUAAAACUUUAAAGGAUCGAGCCAGAGAGAAGAUCCAGAUGGCUCAUUCCCUUUCUGUUGGUGGGGGUGGGUAUGUGUGUCCCUUACUCAUCCGGGAAGUGUUCAUACAGGUUUUAAUCAAGCUACAGGUGUGUUUUGUCCAGUGCUUUUCAGAAGCAGAUCGGGACAUUAUGACACUGGCUAAUCAUUGGAAUUGCCCUGUGUUAUCGUCAGAUAGUGACUUUUGCAUUUUUGACCUAAAAACUGGGUUUUGCCCACUGAAUAGCUUUCAGUGGAGAAAUGUGGGCACUAUCAAAGGCACAGGAGACUGCUAUAUCCCUGCCAAAUGCUUUUCCAUUGACGCGCUCUGCCGUCACUUCAGCAAUAUGAAUAAAGCUCUCUUACCUCUCUUUGCGGUGCUGUGUGGAAAUGAUCAUAUCAAUCUACCCAUCAUGGACACAUUCUUAAGUAAAGUCCGUCUGCCUCUUGGAGCUACCAGUUCAAAGGGGAGGAGACACCACCGAGUUUUGGGACUUCUGAAUUGGUUAUCUCAUUUUGCCAACCCUACCGAAGCACUAGAUAACGUUCUGAAAUAUCUCCCAAAAAAGGAUCGAGAAAAUGUGAAGGAAAUUCUCUGCUGUUCCAUGGAAGAAUACCAGCAAUCCCAGGUGAAGUUGCAGGACUUCUUCCAGUAUGGUACUUAUGCCUGUCCUGCCGCCUUGAAUCUGGAUUUACCAGAAUGGGUAUUAGUGGCAUUGGCCAAAGGCCAGCUAUCUCCUUUCAUCAGCGACGCUUUGGUGCUAAGACGGACCAUUCUUCACACACAGGUGGAAAAUAUGCAGCAACCAAAUGCCCACAGAAUAUCUCUGCCCAUCCGUCAAAUCAUCUAUGGGCUUCUUUUGAAUGCUUCCCCACAUCUGGAAAAUGUGUCCUGGAAUGCGUUGCCUUCUCAGCCUCCAGCUUUCAGUGAAGUGGAAAGGAUUAAUAAAAAUAUCAAGACAUCAAUUGUUAAUGCAGUAGAACUGCCCAAGGAUUAUUCUGACUUAAGCAAAUUGACUGAGCUCUCCUUGGCCAAAAGGCAGAUACUUCUGUUAGAAACCCUGAAGGUGAAACAGACCAUCCUGGAGCCAAUCCCUUCUUCAUUGAAGUUGCUUGUUUCAGUCAGUUGCUACUGGUUGCAGCACACAGAGGCCAAGGCAAAGCUACAUCACCUGCAGGCCUUACUGCUAGGGAUGCUGAUGGGGCCCUUGCAUGUCAUAAUCAACAGCCCUGAUAAGGAAGAUCUGCGGGAGGAUGGUGCUAGGAUGUUGUAUGAAGAGUUCCAGAGAGUGAAGGAGCAGACACGGCCGGGCACGAGACUGGACUUAGACACAGCUCACAUCUUCUGUCAGUGGCAGUGCUGUCUGCAGAUGGGGAUGUAUCUCAAUCAGCUGCUGUCCGCUCCUCUCCCGGAACCAGACCUAACUCGACUGUACAGUGGAAGCCUGGUACACGGACUGUGCCGACAACUGCUAACAUCGACUUCUGUAGAAAGUCUCCUGAGCAUGUGCCCUGAGGCGAAGCAACUUUAUGAACAUCUGUUCAAUGCCACAAGGUCAUAUGCCUCUGCCGAAUUAUUCCUACCAAAGGGUAAAUCAAAUUCAAAAAAAAAAAGACACAAGAAACAAGGUACCAGCUGGUCAAAGAACAGAGUGGGAACCACCUCAGACACUAAAUGCUGGUACGAGGGAAGCAAUCGGUUUGGGCUACUAACGGUUGAAAACUUGGAAGAACAUAUUGAGCUCUCAGAGCUUGAAUAA